Messenger RNA from Suillus subaureus, 1400 nucleotides. RefSeq lists its product as uncharacterized. The record is from RefSeq and is a predicted model, not a curated record. Lineage: Eukaryota; Fungi; Basidiomycota; Agaricomycetes; Boletales; Suillaceae. The coding region runs from base 113 to 931 and encodes 272 amino acids. The transcript has a single exon.
UCAUUGCCCAACUUUACUUCUUUUCAGAGCCUUGAUCAAUGCGCGAGACUCUUUGAAACCAUCCACUCCGAGUUGGCCUCUCUUGGUGAUCAUCUAGAGGAUAUUGCCGGCUAUGGUGACCUGUACCAAGAAAACAAAAAAAUGCAGCGAACACUGUGCAAUGCUUACAUCAAUGUCAUCCGCUUCUGGUAUAGAGUCGAUAAGGAAUGCACAAAGUCAGGUCAGAUCAAAGUUUGCGAUGACAACCGAGCUUGAUCUAACAGUAGGCUUAGGACCAAAGCUCGGGACACCUUUUAGCACAAAGAAAUUGGGAGGCAUCAUAAGUGACAUGCGUGAGGACGCUGUGAAGAUAAAAGCAUGCGCCAGUCUACUUCAUUGCCAAGAGUCUGGGGAGGACUGUCACGCAAAUAAAGUGGCCCGGCGGGAGGCGGAAGAAGAGAGGAUCAGGGCAGAAGAUCACCGCCGGUUUCAGCGGGAGUUGGAUGAAACACGCAAACUGGACACAGUCUUGGAUUGGCUGUCAUCAAAAUCCUUGAACGAUCAGUGUUUCGCACGGCAAGAGAAGAACUUACGUGGCCGUAGCCAAAUCACCUGCCAAUGGCUAUUUUCCCAUGAUGAAUUUCUCCAAUGGCAGAACAAUCCCCCAUCAUCACCGAUCUUGUGGGUCCAUGGUCCGCCUGGAUCCGGGAAAUCGACCCUGUGUUCGAGCGCCAUUGAAUUCCUGGCCAAAAGCUCAGAAUCAGAAGUAGUGAUUUUUCACUUUUAUGACUUUGCACAGCAUCUUUCUCCAGAGAAGACAUUAUCCAUUCUCGCAACACAGCUUCUCUUCCAAUACCGCCAGCGCCUGCAGAAAAUUCCAGAUGAAUUACAAAAAAUCAUGCGCACACCCGAAUCUCUCCUUGAAAGGUUCAAAACGUCAUCAAGGCAUUAAUUAAGGGAUAUUCGAGGAUGUACUUCUUUCUCGACGGUCUGGAUGAAGAGACAACGACAAAGAGUUCGUGGGAUGAUGCUGUAUUAGUGCUUCGUUUUCUCGCCAAGCUCGUGGACGACUCUCCUACCAGAGUUCGUGUCUGGUGUAGUAGCCAGCGCCGGGACCGCAUCAGCAAGGAACUCCAGGGGUGCUGUAGCCUCGAUAUUGAUGGCUACACGAGAAGCGAUCUUGCUUUGUACUUAUCAGAAGAGGUUUCCAAGCUUCAGUGGUCAAAUCCAUCCGACCAAGCUCAUAUCUUGGAGACGCUGAAAAGUCGUGCCGAGUGUAGUUUUAUUUGGGCAAAGCUCAUGAUAGACGCCCUCGGAGAGUGUUGGUCGACCGCCAGGAUGGAAGAACAUCUAAAAGAGCUUCCAGAGACUCUGGCAGAGUAUUAUUGCAGAUUUUUCGAGCGUAUGGAGAAGCUCUACCG